Messenger RNA from Lizanozyma spartinae, 2277 nucleotides. RefSeq lists its product as uncharacterized. The record is from RefSeq and is a predicted model, not a curated record. Bases 1 to 2277 code for a protein of 758 amino acids. The transcript has 2 exons. Gene Ontology annotation, biological process: intracellular copper ion homeostasis; transmembrane transport; intracellular iron ion homeostasis. Lineage: Eukaryota; Fungi; Ascomycota; Pichiomycetes; Serinales; Debaryomycetaceae. Gene Ontology annotation, cellular component: early endosome; membrane; fungal-type vacuole. Gene Ontology annotation, molecular function: voltage-gated chloride channel activity.
AUGCAGGUAUUUAACCUGAUGGAGGAGCCUGGGCAACUCAGGAACAGAAACACCGGGUCCUGGAUCAACCAGGAAGACGUCAACCAAGUGAAACGGUUUGAUGAGUUCACUACAAUUGAUUGGGUUCAAGAUGAGCUACGAGAUCAUCGAUUCCAGUUACUCAAGCAAAACAAUAACCGUAACAGCAGCAGCAAUACCACCAAAAUCUCAUGGAGGAAUUGGUUCCUAUCAGUGUCGUUGAGUUGGCUAGGACUAGCUGUGGUGGGUGUCAUUAUAGGUUCCAUUGCUGGGUGUCUCAACAUCAUUACUGCUUGGUUAGCUUCUAUAAGAACGGGAAGAUGUGUUGGGAACUUUUAUUUAACCAAAGCCUUUUGUUGUUGGGGUUCCAAUGAAGAGACGUGUUCCCAUUGGGAACCGUGGUUUCAAUUCCCACCAGCCAAUUACUUUAUGUUCAUCAGCAUCUCACUCCUCUUAUCCUUUACUGCAAGUUUAUUGGUCAAAGUGUACGCUCCAAAGGCAGCUGGCUCUGGUAUCAGUGAAAUCAAAUGCAUAGUGUCGGGUUUCGCUAUCAAGGGUUUCUUAGGUUGGCCAACCCUUAUCAUCAAAUCAUUAUGUCUUCCCUUAGCCAUAGGUUCAGGACUUAGUUUAGGUAAAGAAGGUCCCAGUGUUCAUUAUGCUGUUUGUGUUGGGAAUUGUAUAGCCAAACUAAUGGGGAAUUAUCGUAAUAGAGCUUCCAAGGGAAGGGAAUUCAUUACUGCUGCUGCUGCUGCUGGAGUUGCCGUGGCAUUUGGUUCACCAAUGGGUGGAGUGGUUUAUUCUUUAGAAGAAAUCUCUGCUGUGGUUCAUUUAUCAACCAUAUGGAAGUCUUAUUUCUGUGCUCUUGUCGCAGUUACCACUUUAGCUGCAUUAAACCCCUUUAGAACGGGACAAUUGGUUAUGUUUGAAGUGACUUUUGAUACCAAUUGGCAAUAUUUUGAAGUACCAUUAUUCAUUAUCUUGGGAAUCUUUGGUGGGAUUUAUGGUAUUCUAAUACCCAAAUAUAAUAUAGCUGUUGUUUCCUUCAGGAAGAAUUAUUUGACCAAUUUUGCUCUAAGAGAAGUGAUUUAUCUAACACUUUUAACUGCCAGUUUCUGUUAUUUCAACGAAUUCCUAAGGUUAGACAUGACUGAAUCAAUGCAAAUCUUAUUCAGAGAAUGUACAGUUAAUUUCCAUCAUCAUGGGUUAUGUGAUCCAAAUUCUAAUAAAGUAAGAUUCAUUGUGUCUUUAUUAUUUGCAACCUUAGCAAGAUGUGGAUUGACGAUCAUAACUUAUGGAUGCAAAGUACCUGCUGGGAUCUUUGUUCCCUCCAUGGCAGCUGGUGCAACUUUCGGUAGAGCAGUGGGGAUCUUAUUUGAAUUAUUUUAUCAGAAGUACCCUUCAUUGUUUGUUUCGUGUAAUAAAGAUGAAAAAUGUGUUAUCCCGGGUACUUAUGCCUUUUUAGGUGCUGCGGCUGCUUUAAGUGGGAUCACAGAUUUAACAGUAACAGUAGUGGUGAUCAUGUUUGAGUUAACUGGUGCUGUUAGAUACAUUAUUCCAACAAUGAUUGUAGUUGCUGUUACCAGAGCAAUAAUGGAUAGUUGGGGUGAUAAAGGGAUCGCCGAACAAAUGAUUAUUUUGAAUGGAAUGCCUUUAUUGGAUGCAAAGGAAGAUUUCCAUUUCGGGGAUUUAUAUGUUUCUGCGGCCAUGAGUACGGUGGUUUCGGUUAUACCUCAAGAUCAAUUCACUUUGGGCCAAUUGAAUUCCCUUUUAACUAAAACAAAUUAUACUGUUUUUCCAAUUAUAAAGUCAAUUGAUGAUCAAAGCAUUGUGGGUAUAAUUGAUAGAGAAGAUAUCAAAUACUUUUUAAAUCAUCAUCAUCAUAAUGAAACAUCUUCAACAAAAUGCAACUUCAUUUCUGGGAAUCCAAAUGGACUGGAGUUAAACUUAGCUCCAUAUGUGAAUCAUGCACCAAUAGUCGUCCUGGCUUUCACUACCAUGAGUUAUACAACAGAUUUAUUCGUUAAGAUUGGACCAAGUUAUAUCUUGGUGGAAGAAGAAGGCAAGUUAGUGGGGAUAUUAAGUAGAAAAGAUAUUCUACGGUUUGAAUAUUCAUUCCAUGAUCAUACCCCUAAUCAUCACAAAACCAAUGCUGCCUUGGAAGCUAAAAUAUGGCAUUUAAUGCAUUAUACUAAUCGUUCGUUUUGGAGGAAUAUGGGUAAAUUAUUCUUCAAUAAUGAAACAAGAUUCUGGACCGAUUAG